This is a messenger RNA of Exaiptasia diaphana, 1462 nucleotides long. RefSeq names its product neuronal acetylcholine receptor subunit alpha-10. NCBI's taxonomy places the organism in Eukaryota, Metazoa, Cnidaria, Anthozoa, Actiniaria, Aiptasiidae. Gene Ontology annotation, biological process: monoatomic ion transport. The record is from RefSeq and is a predicted model, not a curated record. Gene Ontology annotation, cellular component: membrane.
UUUCUUGGCUUAAUUGGUAAUCAUUUUAAAUUCAACAACCCUGAAAACGUUUGACAUAUAGGAAUGAAAAGCUUGGAGUCAUUUCGAUGGAAAUGUUGUAUUUUUUAACGUUUUGCUUCAUAACAGGCGUGUGUUCUACCGCACCGUACGAAAGGAGGUUGGUCGAGGAUUUGAUAUCCAGCCGUCAGAGAAGACCACCGGAAAGUGCGAAUAAGUCGUCUUUCGCUACUAUAAGCAGUGUUACCUUUAACUUUAGAUUGGUGGAAGUCUUGACACUAAUCUAUGUGAUCGACAUCAAACGACAGGUCUUCUACUACUUUCUGUACCUUAUCACGCCAUGCAUGCUGGUAUCGUUGUUGACAACAGUGCUGUUUGUGCUUCCACCUGCAAGCGGGGAGUUGAUGGUUGUGGGGGUAACGCUUCUGCUGUCACUGACAGUUUUCUUCUUACUGGCGUCUACCCAUAUUCCAGAAACGUCUGAAGUUGUUCCACUAAUCGGGAGGUAUUACUCGCUGACAAUCAUUCAGAUUUCAUGCUGUCUGGUUCUCUCUUGUUUUGUCCUACGAAUGCACCAGGCCUCAUUUGGUUCCGUGUCACCCUGGUAUAGAAGGUUCGUGUUCAGAUACCUAGCAAAAGUUGUCCGCAUUAAUGUACCAAAGGAAUUCCUUCAAAUUGACGAAAAAGAAACAACUUCACAAUCUGAUGAGAAUCCUUCAAGCUCUCCAAAUGGACUUCAAAUGCUUGCUGAACGUUUUACUCAAAAGGAAAAGAGCGAUAAAAGGCAAACUGCAUUCACCAAAAAWGGUCGAACCUUUUCCUUUCUAAAUUCCAAGCUGAUCAAUGAAUAAAAAAAGCAAGCAAGUYAGGKAAACUGUCAGGAGGAGCCGACGGGGUCUGUUCUUGUACGAAUUGCUUCCUGGGUAAGCGAAUGAUUUGAUCAUUUAACUUUUACAUUACACAGCAACAUGACGCACGCUAAUCAGACCCGAACAAUAGCGAAUUUGGACCACAACCAGUAAUUUCAUUAAAAAAAAUCAAUAGAUAUUAUAUAAAUUUGCACGUUAGUCCAAUUGCAUUAGUCAAUUGAAACCCCAUGACUGGGGAACUCGAGUAUUUUAAGUUUAAACUUUAAAUGUUAAAGUAUUUUAACUAGUCCGCACGUAAUUUCUCACGCUUUCCCUUGGAUAAAUAUUGGCUGCUAAAACAGUUCAACAAGAUGUCUGCAUUAAUUACAUUUAUAAAUGAAACUAGAAAUCGUAAUAACUGCACAGCAGUUAAAAAAUUUUAAUGCAUUGUUUACAAUUCUAUAAUUAAAUGUGUACGUAGUAUACCCCUUCGAAACAUGUCAUCCCUUUUAUGGAGGGGUUUAUAUCUAGGUUUACACUCUAAGUUAAACUAAGUUACCCGCAUUUAUAAAGAUUAUGAGCACCCARAUUACGAAUAAAACAUUAUCUUGAAUGAG